UUCUAAAAGAAUAAAUUAAAAUAUAUGCUAUAUUAUUAUUUAUUUAUAUUAUCAAUAAAAAAUAAUAUUCAGACCAAACAAAUAUUUUUGAUAGUCUAGACUCAAGCUUACUGGUUUAGGCUCACAUAAACCCUGACAAUUCAAACCUAUAGCCGCUCGGAGCAUAGACACCGGAGAGUUUUCGUCGCCGGCUUUGCUACCGGAGUGACCGAACCACCAGCUUCUGCUCCUGUAAGCUUCGGUGCGAGCCAACCACCUUCUGUAAAGAGCUGAGUGGCAGGGCCCAAUGGUGGUUGUAAACUCCAGGUACUUGCCACCCCUUGAAUACAUUGUUAAGCUUUUGAAACUCUCUGCUGAUGCCAAAUGCCUAACCUCUGGCAAAGCUAUCCAUGCUCAGUUGCUUGUCCGCGACCAAGCUUCGAAGCGCUCUGAUGUUGUUCAACUUAACUCCCUGAUUCAUCUGUAUGUCAAAUGUGGCCGGUUGCGUCUUGCGCGAAGCAUGUUUGAUAAAAUGCCCCUUAGGGAUGUGUUUUCUUGGAAUGAUUUAAUGACUGGGUAUAUGCAUAGUGGGAACUACUUGGAAGUCCUUGUGCUAUUCAAAAACUUGGUUUCGAGUUCGACAACGCAACAUGCGUGCCCCAAUGAGUAUGUGUUUACCACUGUUCUUUCUUCUUGUUCUCAUAGUGGGAGAGUCCGAGAGGGGAUGCAGUGUCAUGGGUAUUUGUUCAAGUAUGGAUUGGUGUCUUAUCAGUUUGUGAAGAGUGCACUUUUCAACAUGUAUGCAAGAUGCUUACAUGUUAACUUAGCACUGCAGGUUUUGAAUACAGAAUCGGGUGGGGAUGAAAAUGAUAUUUUUUUGUACAACUCUUUAUUGAAUGUGCUUGUGGAAUCUGGGCGUUGGGAAGAGGCUAUUGGAGUUUUGAGGAGGAUGGGGAAUGAAUGUAUGGUCUGGGAUAAUGCUACAUAUGUUGGUGUGAUGGGCCUUUGUGCUCAGAUUGGAGAUCUGCUAUUGGGUUUGCGAGUUCAUGCUCGAUUGUUGAGAGGUGGUUUGUUGUUUGAUGAAUUUGUUGGUAGCAAGCUAAUAGACAUGUAUGGAAAAUGUUGUCAUGUUUUGAAUGCAAGGAAAGUUUUUGAUGGAUUGCAGAACAGGAAUGUGGUUGUAUGGACAUCCCUCAUGUCUGCUUACUUGCAAAAUAGAUAUUUUGAGGAGACUUUGGAUCUGCUUACUUGUAUGGAUCAAGAAGAUACUCUGCCUAACGAGUGCACUUUCAAAGUUUUGCUUGGUGCUUGUGCAGGUAUAGCAUUAUUGAAACAUGGUGAUCUAUUACAUGCUCGGCUUGAGAAGUUAGGCUUCAAGAAUUAUGUCAUUGUCAAUAAUGCUUUGAUAAAUAUGUAUUCUAAGAGUGGCGACAUUGAUUCUUCAUAUAAUGUGUUCUCUGAUACGAUGUGUCGAGAUGUCACCACUUGGAAUAGUAUGAUAUGUGGGUAUUCCCAUCAUGGACUUGGUCAAGAAGCUUUACGGGUGUUCCAAGACAUGAAGUCUGCUGGAGAAUCUCCAAACAAUGUAACCUUCGUUGGGGUUCUAUCUGCAUGUGCACAUUUGGCUCUUGUAGACAAAGGACUUGACUAUUUGUAUAAUGAAAUGAAAAACCAUAAGAUUGAGCCAGGGUUGGAGCACUACACUUGCAUGGUUGUACUUUAUUGCAGAGCUGGUUUGCUCGAGAAAGCUGAGAACUUCAUGAAGACAACAAAGGUGAAGUGGGACAUUGUUGCUUGGAGAACUUUGCUUAAUUCAUGCCGUGUUCAUCGAAAUUAUGACUUGGGAAAACGAAUUGCAGAAUCUAUCUUACAAAUGGACCCUCAAGAUAUGGGGACAUAUACCUUACUAUCAAAUAUGCAUGCCACGGCGAAUAUGUGGGAUGGAGUUGUGGAAAUUCGGAAAAUGAUGAAGGAAAGAAAUAUUAAGAAGGAACCUGGAGCAAGUUGGUUAGAGAUCAGAAAUGUUAAUCAUGUAUUUGUUUCAGAGGGCUGCAAACAUCCAGAGUCUAAUGAAAUUAACAAGAAGGUACAACAGUUGUUGGCAAUGAUUAAGCCUUUGGGAUAUGUGCCAAACAUUUCCGCUGUGUUGCAUGAUGUGGAGGAUGAACAGAAGGAGGGUUAUCUAAAUUGUCACAGUGAGAAGUUGGCGAUAGCAUAUGGCCUCAUGAAAAUGCCUUCACCAGCACCCAUCCGCAUAAUAAAAAACCUUCGGAUGUGUGAUGAUUGCCACACUGCUGUGAAACUAAUAUCAAAGGUCACAAACAGGUUCAUAAUUGUCAGAGAUGCUAACCGUUUUCAUCAUUUUCGAGAUGGGUCUUGUACUUGUGCAGACCACUGGUAGCAUUUUUGUAAGGUUUAUAGUCAUGAUUCUUUAGUGAAUAUUGUAGGUUCAACACCACUAUUUGCAUGUGCUGCAGCUUAAGGAAAGCAGGAGCAUAGUUUGAGAAUGUCCAUUCAAUAUGGAUAACAUCUGUGUAAAUAUUAAUGGUCUUGUUGUGGUCUUAGAUUCUUGAAAUCAAUUCCAUUUUGAUGGUAUAAAUAAAUUAUUUUAUCUUCUUGAAAUACUUGUACUUUCAAUGUCGGAUUGAAAAACGGAAUCUCCUCUGAAGUCUGAAAUGGUUGACA
This is a messenger RNA of Lotus japonicus, 2664 nucleotides long. RefSeq names its product pentatricopeptide repeat-containing protein At5g39680. Gene Ontology annotation, cellular component: mitochondrion. Lineage: Eukaryota; Viridiplantae; Streptophyta; Magnoliopsida; Fabales; Fabaceae. The coding region runs from base 287 to 2380 and encodes 697 amino acids. The transcript is spliced from 2 exons. The record is from RefSeq and is a predicted model, not a curated record. Gene Ontology annotation, biological process: protein modification process; RNA modification. Gene Ontology annotation, molecular function: zinc ion binding; protein binding; RNA binding.